AUGACAUCCUAUCUUCAGAAAGAAAGGAUCCCAGACCAGUGGAAGACCUCGCGAACCGUUCUUAUCCAUAAGAAAGGUGACCGAGAGGACCUUCGGAACUGCCGUCCGAUAUGCUUGCUGAGCGUGUUAUACAAAGUAUUCACCAAGAUCAUCCUCACGCGCAUAUCUAGGACGCUGAGUGAAGCCCAGCCUCAAGAACAAGCUGGAUUCCGCCAGGGGUUCAGCUGCUUGGACCACAUCCAGACCGUGUCGAGGGUCAUAGAGGUUUGCCGGGAAUACCGCCUGCCCCUUGUUCAAUGGAUAAUGAAAUCACUAUCCUGGGAAGAAAGGGGCAUACGUGUUGAUGGAAGAUUUCUUUCGAACCUUCGUUUCGCGGACGACAUCGUUCUCUUUUCGAGCAGUACCAAUGAAGCAGAAACGAUGCUCAACGAAUUGAACGAAGCAGGGAAGAGAGUAGGACUACGAAUAAACAGAAAGAAGACACAGUUCAUGAAGAGCACCUACUGCGAGGACGGAGGAGUACAACUUGAAGGCUCCCAAAUCGUGGAAACUCCGUCAUACGUAUACCUCGGACGUUCCAUGAACAUGGAAAACGACUUGAAGGAAGAACUGAAUAGAAGAAUGAGAGCAGCAUGGGCAGCAUUUGCAGCCGUCAGGGAAGCUACGGACCAACUGACGGACCAAGAUCUUCGUGCCCAUCUAUUCGACUCGACAGUCCUUCCAGCGCUCUGUUACGCAGCGGAGACGUGGGCAGACACCGCGGCCACGUUAAGGAAGCUACCUACUACCCACAGAUCCCUUGAGAGAUGUCUCUUGAAGUUUAACCGGCGCACACAACACCUUGCCGGUCUUCGUAGCUCCGACUUAAGAGGAAUGUCCUGUCUUCGCGACCCAGCGGAAUAA
Molecule: messenger RNA, 903 nt
Organism: Necator americanus (New World hookworm)
Lineage: Eukaryota; Metazoa; Nematoda; Chromadorea; Rhabditida; Ancylostomatidae
Exons: 1
Coding region: 1-903 (300 amino acids)
Source: RefSeq, a predicted model, not a curated record